GUUGUUGAAGUCGCAUAGCAUACGGUUCAUCGCCACCGCUGUGCAACCCUCGUGACAGAACCCGUGAUUUUGAUUAAUUGUGUCUACGUUGAUCUAUGAAAUGACAAUACAAACAGUUGAUUUAUUCUAUGGUAAAUGAAAGGUUACUGUGUAUUUUGCAUAUUACGUGUUCGACAAACUCUUCUUCUACCCUACAAAUUCGACAUGGAUAAUCCAGCGCCGUCAACAUUGUUGAUUGACCAGGACGUCAAGGAUGGAAAAAAUGAUGAUCAAUCAACAGCAAAGCCACAGGAAAUUAGUAAAUUUCGUCGCUACUUACCUCAAGUGGUGGCGACGAUGGCAAGGAAUUUGAUCACAGUAAACACUGGCUUAUUUGAAGGCUUGCCAACACUCAUCAUUCCAUCUGUGCUCGGAUUGAGCACGAGACUCAAUUCCGAUGAAAUGCUUCAAAUAGAUCCGUCUCAGGCAUCAUGGAUAGGCAAUUAAAUUGAAAUAAAAUUUGAGCUCAUUUCCACAAAAUUAAUAAAUAAUUUUCCCAACAAACAAACAAAACAGCAAGUUUUGCGAGUCUGGCACAUCCACUCGGAUCCAUUGCCGGAUGGUUGUUGAACGAUUCAAUUGGACGAAGGAAAUCAUUACAGAUAGCAAGCAUUCCGUUUAUUAUCGCUUGGAUUAUACUCGGUUGGUUUGCCAAUUCAAUUUCAGCCAUUAAUGUAGCAUUUUUAAUAAUGGGCCUGGGAUUUGGGCUUAAAGAAGCAUCAUCGUUAACAUAUACGGGUGAAGUGUGCGAAACAUCAAUUCGAGGAGUUAUGUUGGCCACAGCUGGCAUUUUUGCUUCAAUGGGUUACUUCCUAGUUUAUUCGAUGGGAGCCUUUUUAUCGUGGCGAAACGUUGCAAAGAUCUGUAUCAGUGUGCCCAUUUGUAUAUUCACCGCCGUAUCUUUCAUACCGGAAACACCAAUUUGGCUAUUGUCAAAGAAUCGCCAGAAAGAAGCCCAAAAGUCAUUGCAGUGGCUACGCGGCUGUGUGACCUCAGAAAUGGUGCAUGAAGAGUAUCAACAACUUCAAGAGUAUUGCAUUGUGUCGAAUUCUUGUGUGAAUUGUGCAAAACAAACAAUCAAAUGUGAACACACGGAGAGUCUUAAUGACAAACUCAAGCAAAUUACUCGCCGCCGAAUAAUAAAACCAUUCAUUUUGAUAACGUCACUUCAGUUUUUCCUACAAUUUUGUGCGAUUAAUUCGUGGCGACCGUACAUGAUUCAAAUACUAAAAGCCUAUACCGUGCGAUGGGAUGGGAAUAUGGUGACGGUGGUUUUGAGUUCGCUUGGAUUUGUAGGAAGACUCAUCUUAUUGCCAAUUUUAAAAACGAUGGGAAAGCGAAGAAUUUACCUUGCUUCAUCUUUGGUGACAUUCUUAUGCUGUUUUGGACUAAGUGCGAUUGGUUUUACAUUCUUUCCUUCAACGGAUUGGUCAUCAUUUGAAAUGGCUUCGCCGUCGAGUGCGUCGAACAGUACGAUUACGUCCUCAAGUAUGAAUGCAACUGCUCUUCGAGAAUCAGUGGGAAAUUAUAGCUAUUUGGCGUUGGCAUUGAUUUUGAUUAUGCAAUUUGCCGUGAAUAGUGGCAUUUCAAUGGUUCCAUUUAUUCUUAUCAGCGAAGUGUUUCCAUUCAAGCUACGUUCCAUGCUGUGCAGCAUCACAACAACCGAUCGAUACAUUUUUGUAGCAAUUUCUAGCAAAAUCUAUUACAAUAUUGAGACAUGGUUUUCUUUACCUGGCGCCGCCGCAUUUUAUGGCUUCAUCAGUCUUACCGGCUUCAUUGUGAUGUACCUGAUUUUACCUGAAACAGAAGGCCGAUCAUUGCAAGAUAUUGAAAUUCAUUUUUCAGACAAUUCUCGACGAAUCACCGAUAUUCAAAUCAGAAGAAAUCAACCGGAUUGCGAAAUUACAAAAUGAAUGAAUGCUGAAUUAAAAACACGACAAUAAAUGGCCUAUGAAGCAUAUUUCAUCAAUUUUUCGAUCGACCAUCGCAGAAGUUUAUACAAAUUAUUUAUUAUGUACACUAUCUUCGAAAUUGGAUUGAUUUUGGUUGCGAUUUUUUGUUUUAUUAUUAGUUUGGCCAGUUUUGAUGAUGAAACAUACAAUGCUUGAUCACCUUUCACUUUUCCAUUCGUAUGCAUCGUUUUCACAAACGACCAACGCGCGUAGACACGCACACAUUAAAGUAUAAGUCGUAGUUUUGAGUAUUCAUACGGCUCAAUGGUCUAGUGGUAUGAUUCUCGCUUUGGGUGCGAGAGGUCCAGGGUUCAAUUCCCUGUUGAGCCCUCUGUUGCAUACAAUUUUUUUUUUCUCACUACAGUUGUUUUUUUAUCUUCCAUUCUCUUCUCUUCUCAAAUAGUUUAUGUCAUAUGUAUGAAAAAAUAUAUUUUUUUUUAAAUGAUAGAAUUCUAUUUACAAGAAAAUGCGUAAAAAUAAGCGUUUGUUCUCCAAGACCUUAUAUUGUCAGAAAUGCUAAAUUAAUUUAAUAGGUGUCGUUUGUAAACUAUAUUUUCAUAUUGUGUAUAAAUCGCGGCUCUUUAUUGACUGAAAAGGAGUCAUGUUCAGUGAAAUAAAAUUAAAAGUCUUUGGUUUUAACUCAAA
Sitodiplosis mosellana (orange wheat blossom midge) is the source of this 2636-nucleotide messenger RNA. Its product is annotated as facilitated trehalose transporter Tret1-like. Gene Ontology annotation, molecular function: transmembrane transporter activity. Gene Ontology annotation, cellular component: membrane. The transcript has 7 exons. Gene Ontology annotation, biological process: transmembrane transport. The record is from RefSeq and is a predicted model, not a curated record. NCBI's taxonomy places the organism in Eukaryota, Metazoa, Arthropoda, Insecta, Diptera, Cecidomyiidae. Bases 729 to 1952 code for a protein of 407 amino acids.